Miscanthus lutarioriparius is the source of this 2781-nucleotide messenger RNA. NCBI's taxonomy places the organism in Eukaryota, Viridiplantae, Streptophyta, Magnoliopsida, Poales, Poaceae. The record is from the annotation of a GenBank genome assembly.
AUGGCCACGGCGAUGGACGCGCCCAACCCUGGAGCGGCUGCUGGCUCAGGAGGAAUGCCUAGUGACGCCCUGUACCGGGAGCUGUGGCAUGCGUGUGCUGGGCCGUUGGUCACAGUACCUAGACAAGGCGAGCGCGUCUAUUACUUCCCCCAGGGCCAUAUGGAGCAGCUUGAGGCGUCUACACACCAGCAGCUUGAUCAGUACUUACCGAUGUUCAAUCUACCACCCAAGAUCCUAUGCAGUGUCGUCAACGUGGAACUACGGGCUGAAGCUGAUUCGGAUGAAGUUUAUGCUCAAAUUAUGUUGCAACCAGAAGCUGAUCAAAAUGAACUCACCAGCCUGGACCCUGAACCACAAGAACCUGAAAAAUGCACUGCCCAUUCCUUCUGCAAGACACUGACAGCUUCAGAUACGAGCACUCAUGGCGGUUUUUCUGUUCCUCGGAGGCAUGCUGAAGAAUGUCUUCCUCAGCUGGACAUGUCUCAGAAUCCACCUUGCCAAGAACUGGUUGCCAAAGAUCUCCAUGGCACUGAAUGGCAUUUUCGGCACAUUUUUCGAGGGCAACCCAAGAGGCAUCUACUUACCACUGGCUGGAGUGUCUUUGUUAGCUCAAAAAGAUUGGUUGCUGGGGAUGCAUUUAUCUUCAUGAGAGGUGAAAAUGGUGAGCUACGGGUUGGUGUAAGGAGGCUCAUGAGACAAGUAAAUAGCAUGCCGUCAUCUGUCAUAUCAAGCCACAGCAUGCACCUUGGAGUCUUGGCCACAGCCUCCCAUGCCAUCUCCACUGGAACCCUCUUUUCUGUUUUCUACAAACCAAGAACUAGCCGAUCUGAUUUUAUUGUGAGUGUUAACAAGUACCUUGAAGCUAAGAAGCAGAAAAUAUCUGUUGGAAUGAGGUUUAAGAUGAGAUUUGAAGGUGAUGAGGCUCCUGAAAGAAGAUUCAGUGGAACAAUUAUUGGCAUCGGCAGUUUGCCGGCAAUGUCAAAAUCUCUGUGGGCAGAUUCUGACUGGAGAUCUCUAAAGGUUCAAUGGGAUGAACCUUCAUCCAUUCUCCGUCCAGAUAGAAUCUCACCAUGGGAAGUGGAGCCCCUGGAUGCAGCUAAUCCACAAUCCCCUCAACCUCCAUUAAGGACUAAGCGUCCACGACCCCCAGCUUCACCUUGUAUGGUUUCAGAACUGCCUUCAGGUUUUGGACUCUGGAAAUCUCCAACUGAAUCAUCCCGUACACUCUCAUUUUCGGAACCUCAACGGGCUCGAGAGUUAUUUCCUUCAAUUCCCACGUCAACCUUCUCAUCUUCAUCAAACGUCAGUUUCAAUUCAAAGAAUGAGCCAUCCAUGCUAACCAGCCAGUUCUACUGGUCAGCAAGGGAUACAAGAGCUGACUCCUGUGCUGCUAGCACCAACACAGUCAUAGUUGAAAAGAAGCAAGAGCCAAGUUCUGGUGGUUGCAGAUUGUUUGGAAUUGAUAUAUGCUCAACUGUGGUUACUGCUCCAGGUGUUGGUUAUGAGCAGACUGCUGCCUCUGUAGAGUUGAACUCGGAUAAGCUCUCACAGCCAUCUGAUGUCAACAAUUCUGAUGCCCCAGCAGCUAGCAGUGAGCGUUCACCUCUUGAAUCCCAAAGCCGGCAAGUGAGGAGCUGCACCAAGGUAAUUAUGCAUGGAAUGGCAGUUGGAAGGGCUGUAGACCUGACAAAGCUUAGUGGCUACAGCGAUCUUUGCCAGAAGUUGGAGGCGAUGUUUGACAUCCACGGGGAGCUAGGUUCCACACUCAAGAAAUGGCGGGUCAUUUUCACUGAUGAUGAGGAUGACAUGAUGCUUGUUGGGGAUGAUCCUUGGGAUGAGUUUUGCAGAAUGGUGAAAAGGAUUUACAUUUACACAUAUGGGGAGGCAAAGAAGCUGACAUCCAAGUCAAAGUUACCUGCUAGCAGUGACAGCAGCAAGCUGAGCGCUGUGGAUCGUGUGAAAAAUGUUGUCUCCGAAGGUGUCCGGGAGAUCUGGUUGAGCAGCGAAGAGACUGGUGCUUAUGGUAAUCUCGAUGUCCAAUUCUUUCUGGGUCUUCUAAUUGUAGAUACAUGUGGUGAGACUGAUGAAGAUUUUUCUGAGACUAUUAACCUCGUAAAGGAAUAUCAAUUCCCUCAAGUCCACAUUUCACAAUUUUACCCCAGACCAGGGACGCCUGCUGCUAGGAUGAAGAAGGUACCAAGCAAUGAAGUGAAAAAGCGGAGUCGUGAAUUGACUUCAGUUUUCGAAUCAUUUUCACCAUACCAAGGAAUGGAAGGCAAAUUAGAGAGGAUCUGGAUCACCGAGAUUGCGACUGAUGGUGUUCACUUGGUUGGACAUACCAAGGGAUAUAUCCGGGUGCUGGUAAUUGCUCCUGAUAGCUUGUUAGGAACGUCAGCAAAUGUGAAGAUCACAUCUGUUGGACGAUGGUCUGUCUCUGGUGAUGUGAUAGAAGGAUCUGUUGCAGUAGGAGAAGCACAGAAGCAAACUAGUGCCAAACUGAAGAAAGAAGACAUACACCAACAGGUGGAGGAAGCUGGUUUUUGUGCCACUGACUCUUGUGGCGCCUGGGAUGCUCCUAUGAGGCACAACAGUGUGGCCCAGAACGAUGUGAAGACACGUACGUCUCAUGCCCCGCAGACCUGUGGUGAUGUUACUCGUCAGGAGGCACUCCAGAGUCCAACCUAUGCUUGUGAGGAGAAGCGUAGAGGGAACUACGAAAGAAAGCGACAGCGGUGCAGCACAUUUACUAGGGAAGGAACAGCAGGUGAAAGUAGUAACUAG